ACCAAAACUCCACCGCACAACUCAGAAGAGUAAGGAGACUGCAGUAAACAGAAAGAGAGCUCUUGGCUUCCUCAGAAAUGGUGCUGCAAGUCAUUCUCGCCGGGCUGCUCCUCGCCGUAAUGGUCCUCACUAUUUGGCCGAGAAAACCCCCCGGCAUCCCACCAGGGUUGUGGGGAUGGCCACUGAUUGGGGCUCUGCCUUCCACUGAUGUCGCGAUAGCUGAUCAAGUUAAGGAACUGAGGAAAAAAUAUGGGGAUAUCAUAUCGUGGCGGUUGGGAAGUCGUCUCUUCAUUUACCUGUGCAAUUUCAAGCUUAUUAAAACUGUCUUCUCGAGGGCUGACGUCACAGACAGACCCGACUUCUACAGUGUCAGGUCUAUUACACAACUCCAGGAAGGGGGCAUCGUCAACGCUAACGGACAGCUAUGGCUGAACAACAGAAGAUUCACUCUGCGCCACCUGAAGGACCUGGGAAUGGGCAAAUCUCACCUGGGAGAGGCCAUCGAAAAGGAGGCCCAGUUUCUGGUUGAGGAUUUCAAGAAAUACCUCAACAAACCGACUUCCUUACCCUGGUCGAUCAACGUGGCUGUUCUCAACGUACUCUGGCAGAUGAUGGCGGGAAUCCGUUACAACAUCAGCGAUGAAAAGAUCACGAAAUUCAGCAAAAUAGUUUACGAAGGAUCCUUGGGAUUUGAAGGAACAGUGUUCCUACUGGACAUCUUCCCUCGACUGGAAUCGUUGCUCCCUUUCGCUGUCAAGUCGUGGCUGGGAAUGAACCGUAUUUACGAAAGUACUGCCAAAAUCAACGAUUUCAUUCGGAGUGAAAUUGUGGAGAGCCACGUCAAAACUUUCGACCCAGGUAACCCAAAAGACUACAUUGACGCAUAUUUUCUAGAAAUGGAGGGGCAGAAGAACGACCCAAACUCCACCAUGAGCUUGGAAGAUCUCUGCCACACGCUGACUGACCUCUUUGGAGCAGGGAGCAUAACUACCGCCAUGACGAUCAAAUGGGCCGUUUUGUACCUGGCCAAAUAUCCAGAGGUUCAAAAGAAAGCGCAGGAGAAAAUCGAUCUCGUUGUACCCCGAAAUGUGCUGCCAUCCCUCGACCAGAAAGAUAAACUCCCAUAUAUAGAAGCGCUAUGUUAUGAGAUUCUGAGGCUGACAACUCUUGCCACUAUGGGGAUGCCUCACAGCAACGAGAAAGACAUCGAGCUUGAUGGGUAUAGGAUUCCUAAGAACUCUGUGCUGAUAGGCCACCUGGAAUGCUGCAACAAAGACCCAGCUUACUGGGAGAGGCCCGAAGACCUCUACCCAGAGCACUUCCUGGAUGAGAAUGGAAAGCUCUCUUCCAAGAGGGAAGGUUUCCUUCCCUUCUCGGUGGGGAAGCGCCUGUGCGUCGGCGAGUCCUUGGCGCGCAUGGAACUCUAUGUAUUCUUGGCAGCUCUCAUCCAGAAUUUCACAUUCACUGCACCGGAGGGAGAGAAGUUAUCCACCGAGAAGAAUCCCACUGAGAGAAUUCUUGCAGUUCCACAGCCUUUCAAUAUCAUCAUCACACAAAGAGGAUAAACUUCAUUCAGAGGAACUUACUCCCCCUCCCCCCCAAAAAAAAAAAAAAAAAAAAAAAAAAAAAAAAAAAAACUCGGGAAAGAAGCCAUGCACAACAGAGUAAAGGAGAGAAUGAGAAUGAAAAUCCAACAGGACAAGAAAACAAUUUGGCAUCUGUAAUCAGACAAUGCACUGGAGUGUUCGAUGUUUCUAAACCCAAGUCAAAAGUUCUCUCACAUUAUUUAGUUGACUGUAUUAUUUCUUUCUCUUUCUGGAAAGAUUUUAUAUACAUAUAGUAAACAUUGUGGGCUUUGAAUGCCCGGAAUAAACAGGAUUUUCUUAAUGAAACAGCAGACAGAUUUUCUUAAAAAUCGUCUUUACAAGGCUCAAUAUAUUCCAUACUUACACGUAUGACUACCCUACAGUAUUACAGGCACCUGUUAUGCCUAAAUAACGUAACAGCAUAGUCAAGUUGUUUUUUGCCAGCAUAGACCCUUGCCCUAGUGCAGCCUAUAGUGAUGAGAUGUGACCCUCCAAACUCAUAACUACCAAACUGUCCUAAAUCAUAUCAAGUUAACAGAGACGAGGCUAACAUUACAGUUGGCCAUCAAAGAAUUUGCGUAGUUUCUUGAUUCACUGUUUGUGAUGGAAGUAUUGCCAUAUGCAGGUGCCAAAUUAUUUAAUUAUCAAUAAAUAAUAUUUCCUGUCAAAGAUGUUAUACUUGAAAUAAAUUAAAUUGGAAUCAAGUAGAAUUAUUCAAUGUAUCAAUGAUAAUUAUUUUGCACUAGAAAAUAUAUACCCACAAGUCCAUGAA
This is a messenger RNA of Macrobrachium nipponense, 2358 nucleotides long. Its product is annotated as cytochrome P450 2L1-like. Lineage: Eukaryota; Metazoa; Arthropoda; Malacostraca; Decapoda; Palaemonidae. Gene Ontology annotation, cellular component: cytoplasm; intracellular membrane-bounded organelle. Gene Ontology annotation, biological process: xenobiotic metabolic process. The record is from RefSeq and is a predicted model, not a curated record. Gene Ontology annotation, molecular function: oxidoreductase activity, acting on paired donors, with incorporation or reduction of molecular oxygen, reduced flavin or flavoprotein as one donor, and incorporation of one atom of oxygen; heme binding; iron ion binding. Bases 78 to 1565 code for a protein of 495 amino acids. The transcript is spliced from 9 exons.